Molecule: messenger RNA, 360 nt
Organism: Melitaea cinxia (Glanville fritillary)
Lineage: Eukaryota; Metazoa; Arthropoda; Insecta; Lepidoptera; Nymphalidae
Exons: 3
Coding region: 1-360 (119 amino acids)
Source: RefSeq, a predicted model, not a curated record
AUGUCCGCACGAUUUUUGUUGGCGCUCGUUUGCGUUGCGGAGCUGUCAAUGCUGGUCAUGGCCGGAGGUGGUGGUGGCGGUCACAAGAAAGUGAUCAUCCAUGUCCCGUUGUUCGUAAAGCAUCAUCACCACAAGCACACGAUAGUGAAACAUAUUCAUCACAAGAGUGGCGGUGGUGGUGAUGACCAUUACGAAGUUCUUGGAUAUACGUAUGGUGAACCAAAAGCGGCGCCACACUUCGGUGGAGGUCACGGUUGGGGAGCAGCGGAGGAGAGUUACGGUCAUGACGACUCUCCAGUGAGCUUCGACAGUGGCGACCACGGCGGUUACGGCUCCAUUGGUGACGAACACGGUUAUUGA